AUGUGGUUCGCCAAAAUCGUCCUGGCCCAGCUGGGUGCAGUGCUCGUGUUGUCUUUACUCAAGACAAUAAUUUCUGCUGACAGUCUCUCUCUCUCUCUUUCUCUCGCUCUUUCUCAGAAACCUGCCCCCGUAUCACAGGACGAGACUGGCAUCAACUGGCCGUCAUCCCUGAACACCACCACACUCCCGCCAUUAGCGAUGGUGGACAACCUGUCGUCGCGUGCUUCACCUCCACCCCUGAGGCUCGACUGUCGGGACAACCCGAACAUGGAAAGAGACCCGAGGUGGCACCCCGAGACGCUCGACAAGGUCAGUUGUGAAUACUGCAAAGGACUGAGCUGGGGCUGCGGACUGUGGUCUCACUGGAAAGUGGUACUCCCAAACGACCACCUCUUCGACGAGCAGUUCUGGAACCACAAGGACCCCUCCCUGCGGAAACAAGCCUGCGGCCGCUCCUUGUGGAUCCUGAACGCAGCCCAGGGCAAGCGCUCCGGCGCCUGCCAGAUGGACGACCAGGGAACGGCCACAAUCAAGUUCCAGACGGUCUCGAUCGUGUUGGGGGAGGCUGUCGAGGAAGCGGUGAGCCUGUCGACGUGCGGCUUGAUACAGACCGAGUGCAUGAUGGUCAGGGGGAUUCCUUAUUAG
Cryphonectria parasitica EP155 is the source of this 645-nucleotide messenger RNA. RefSeq lists its product as uncharacterized. Bases 1 to 645 code for a protein of 214 amino acids. The transcript has 3 exons. The record is from RefSeq and is a predicted model, not a curated record. Lineage: Eukaryota; Fungi; Ascomycota; Sordariomycetes; Diaporthales; Cryphonectriaceae.